Molecule: messenger RNA, 940 nt
Organism: Lagenorhynchus albirostris (white-beaked dolphin)
Lineage: Eukaryota; Metazoa; Chordata; Mammalia; Artiodactyla; Delphinidae
Gene: THEM5
Product: thioesterase superfamily member 5
Exons: 6
Coding region: 101-940 (279 amino acids)
Biological process (GO): cardiolipin acyl-chain remodeling; long-chain fatty-acyl-CoA metabolic process
Cellular component (GO): mitochondrial matrix
Source: RefSeq, a predicted model, not a curated record
UCUCAGAGGUGGCGGCCCCGACAGCCCCAAGGUGCAGACGAAAAAGUGCACCACUCGCCUCGCUGCCGCAGCCCUGCCGACCCGAUCCCAGCACUCAGCCAUGAUGAGAAGAGGCCUCCAGGUGGCAGCAAGACCUAGCCACCACGGAGCCCUUCCUGGCGGCCCCUACAUCCUGCCCACGUUCAGCCCUGCCUCAGCAUUCGGAUCCUCCAUGGACUCCCUGGUCUCAAGAUUCUGUCAGGAGAAGACAGAUUUGAAGAAUUAUGCCCUCCCCAAUGCCAGCUGGUGUCCAGACAUGCUGAACCUGUACCACGAAUUUCUGGAGAAAACUAAGGCCGAUGGCUGGAUCAGACUGCCCUCCUUCAAGUCCAACAGAAACCACAUCCAGGGGCUCAAGCUCCCAUUAGUGUUAACAGUUUCCUCAGACAAAAGUGACUGUCACAUCUUCACCAGGUGUACUGAAACGGAAGGACAAAGCUACGAGUAUGUCAUCUUUUUCCACCCAUCCAAGAAGAAGUCUGUCUGUCUUUUCCAACCAGGCCCCUACCUGGAGGGGCCCCCAGGGUUUGCCCACAGAGGGUCACUGGCAGCCAUGAUAGACGAGACCUUCUCUAAAACUGCUUACCUGGCUGGAGAGGGGCUGUUCACACACAAUCUCAACAUCAGGUUCAAAAACUUGAUCCGUAUGGGCUCUCUGGCUGUGCUGAACGUUGGCAUGGAAAAGGUUGAGGACCAGAAGCUUUACAUAUCCUGCGUCGCCCAGAGCACGGACCAGCAGACCAUUUACACCAAAGCUUCAGGUACUUUCCUCCAGCUGCAGCUGGAAGAGGAUUCAUCUCAAUACUACACACUAUGCCUUCAGGAGAGCCUACUGCCAACCGCCUUGCCUACCUGGGACACACUCCAGAGCAGCGGGGGGUGUCCGGGAAGUAACUGGUGA